AUGUUUCCACUCCCCCCACCGCGGAACGAGGUACUCCAAAGUGCUACGAACAACUUGAUCGGUCUGGCGUUGACGACCCCUGACGCGCACCAGCGAGCUAGCGAUCGAGACCUCGGUCGAUCAACAUCCACGUCCAAGGCGACGACGACAGACUCUCCUCUGCGGCAAGCUUCUACUUCCCCCUCAAGGCGGCAAAACGAUUCGAUCGAACACGAGUCAAGCCCGAUGAAGCACACGGCGGUUGAGGACGAACCGUCAUUGUCGUUCUUCUCCCACAUGUGGAGAAGUCUUAGAGACGAGGCAUCGGCGUUCAUGAGCGCCGCUAGUGGCGCAAACACACCAUCGAGAGUUCGCACAGACCUGGGAAGCGUGGAGUACGAGAAUCGGGAAGAGGAGCUCUCUGAGGCGAGUCUACACUCGAAGCGACCAAGAAUGAGCCCAACUUGGAGAGUGGAAGAGGAAGUCGCCGAGAUCGAGGAUCAGCUUCAUCGACAUCGGAAUCGUCCACGACCACGGGGAGGUGUAUUCACCAAAGAUGACUCGAGGUCUCAACGAAGGACGGCCGGAAGUCAAUGGGGUGUGCAUGAGGGCCAAGCUGAAACCCCUUCCCGACGGACCACCGUCCGAUUCGCGGCAUUGCCUCCCAGCUCAACCAAACCCAGCCAAACAGGUCUCGAUAUUCGGCCAUCACACUCACCAUCUCCAAGAGUUUCAGAUCCGACUGCAACAUCCCCACGGAAAAAUCGCCCCCAUUCUCGAGUCGAAGCGAUCCUCCUCGGCCCCAUCGCUUCCGAACUGACUCGCAAAGGUCACGAAGCCAAGGUACACGAGCGUAGGAUGACCGAACGCGAACGCAUCAAGGUCCUCGAGGCGAGACUCAAAGCGUUAGAGAAGGAAAAUGAGCAGCUGAGGAAGAGUAGGGAGUUGUCGAAAUGUCUUGCGGAUCAGGUCAGUGGGCGGAGGUCGAGUGCCGACUUUUCGAUGAGACUACGAGCUGAUGUAUCGUAG
Molecule: messenger RNA, 1008 nt
Organism: Microbotryum saponariae
Lineage: Eukaryota; Fungi; Basidiomycota; Microbotryomycetes; Microbotryales; Microbotryaceae
Source: the annotation of a GenBank genome assembly